Molecule: messenger RNA, 14204 nt
Organism: Megalopta genalis
Lineage: Eukaryota; Metazoa; Arthropoda; Insecta; Hymenoptera; Halictidae
Gene: puf
Product: ubiquitinyl hydrolase 1 puf
Biological process (GO): protein deubiquitination
Cellular component (GO): nucleus; cytosol
Molecular function (GO): cysteine-type deubiquitinase activity
Source: RefSeq, a predicted model, not a curated record
AGCAGCAAGUGAACGCAGCUGCGUAAAAAAGCAAUAUGGUGACUAACGAAUUAAUCAACUGUUGAGGAUAAUCAAGAAUACAAAUGUUUAAUAAUAUUACCAACUUUUGGAAUGGGUGGUGGUGAAGUUGAGUGAUGAACUUGACGUGAUUAAAAGCCUUUUGAAGGCUGAAGAGAGAAAACCAUGUGCGAUGUGUGUGUUGACUUUCACGACCUUCUGCUCUCCUACGAUGAAAGAUCAUCAAAAGAACAAGAUGGACUGGCUACUCUUUAUAUUUCGGAUGUGGAUACGACAUUGCAUUAUGUUAAUCAAUGGGUACAAAGGCAAUGUAUGUGCUGUUAUCGAGAAAUAAAAAAUUUUGAUCGUUUUAUACGAUUAACACAAAGUGUUGUGUUAUGCACAUUACAACAAUUGCAAAUUAUACAACAUAAUGGACAAGAAACAGAUGUUGAAAAAUCAUCGACUAAAGAUGAAAAAGAAGAAGAAGAAAAAACUGAUGAGGGAAAGGCAGAGGAUUCAGAUUUUGCACAAACAGAAACAAAACAAAGUUGGUCGCAACAAGAUAGAGAAAAAUUAUUCCAUCUACUCUCAAAGAUAUUUUUAUUAAAUUUUCCUCUUUAUAUUGCAAUGAAACAUGGUGGUGCAAUUAAUCCUUUAGCUCCAAUAAAAGAUGAAGGUGGAUAUUGUGAGCCUCAUGAUCCAGAGGUACCAGCACCCUUAAUACGAGCUGUCUCUAUAUUUUGCCAUCAAGGUGGCUUUAAUCUAAUGUCAGCUUGUUUUGAUAUGGAAACUACAUUACCAGUUAGUCUUGCACAUUCUAUGGUUGCAGUAAUUUGUAAUUUGAAACUUUGGUUGAAUUAUGGUAGCGUUAUUCAGCUCUUUAUACCGUUACGCAGCCGAGUUAUGAAAUAUAUGUGUCGUUUAGGAGACAAAGAAUUACGCACACCUGCAGUUAGAACAAUGGCUGAUUUCAUGUGGAGUGCUGUAAAAGAUCCCAUUGACGCAGUCUUACCAAGUUUUGAUCGAGAUGGAUUGGAUCUAGCGUUUAAAUACUUUACUAGUACAACUUUAACCAUGAGAUUAGCUGGAAUAGCUCAGAUAAAUGCUCAUAUCACAGCAUUCAAUGAACUUUGUAACAGUGAAACUAUUGCUGAAGUGGAACAAGUGGGCCAUGCAUUGGCAGCUUGGUUGACAGAAAACAAUAUAAUAGCUCACAUAUUUGGACCAAAUUUGCAUGUAGAAGUUAUUAAACAAAGUCACAUUGUAUUAAGUUUUUUGGCUAUGGAGGGUAGAAUAGCAUUAUCAGAUAUGGAUACCAUGUGGCAAGCUGCACAAUUAAAACACUGUGGACGUCCAGUAUAUGAUUUGUUAGCACCCUUAGUGAAACAUUUGGCUCCAACUCCAGUUCUACAUUUGUAUUCUUUGUUAGGAAAACUAGAACCAAAGGACCACACAGAACAAAGUUUAUUUCUGGCAUCUGCUUUGAUUAAAUUUAUUUGGACAGCAGGUGGUUCAGGUUAUCCAAGAGGUUUAACUAUAAAAAAUAGAGAAAUUUUAAGAGUAAAUAGCGGUGUUGGUGGUAGUAGUACUAGUGAUCCCAGUGGUAUGGAUGGAAGCAGUCCAGACGAAGAUGAAGAACCAAGUCCUGCUCCAUCUGAAGGACCUUCACCAAGGAAACAAGCAAGAGGUGAUAGCAGUGAUGGAGAAGGUCCUUUCAAAGCAAAAAAUAUAGGCACAGCAGUUGUACAGACAAGCUUAAAUGAAGCUGAAGGUUCUGCAUUAGAAAAGUCUGAGUGUAAUGUGGAGUCCAUGAAAGAUUCUGUGUGCAAUACACAAGAUGAUAUGAAAGGAAAACAGAGUGGAUCGGAUGCGGAGGCAGACACAGAAAAAUCGAACGCAGAAGAAACAGUUGCCAUUGAAAAGAAAAAGAGGAAAGUGUUAAGAAAAAGGAAGAAGCCACAAAAACGUUCUUUAGUUACUAUGGAUAAAACAUUUGAAGAUAUUGUUAAUCAAGAAAAUGGCAUGAAAACUAAAGAUUUAAUGAUCGAUAUAAAAAGUAGAACUGAGGACAGCUUAAAUAGUUCUUUAGACACAAGUGGACUAGUUUCUUUCGAUGAUCCGAAAAGCGUUGACGCAUUGGAUCGCGUGAAGCAACAAGCAAUGGGAUUAGAUCCAAGUGAUCAACAAGUUCCAACGACGGCAGCAUUAUUGAGAAGAGCGAAUAAAAAUAAAUACAUGUCGUUAGUAGGCCAUAACGUAGACCGGGCUCCAGAUUCUGCAGACACUUCACACGAUGAAGAUGAUAGUGAUGUAGCUGGAGUUCUUGCUGCGGCAGAUGGUCCUAGCGCUGUUAUAUCUGAACUUGCAGGUUUGGUACAUGCGACUGGACCAACGUUUUUGCCUUCCGGUCUGGAUGAAAUGUUAUCAGACGAAGAAGGAUCUUAUAGUAGUAGAAUAUCAAAUAAAAGUGAAAAAAAUAUGGCAGACUUCGAUGGAGAAGAAAGUGGUUGCGAAGAAGAAUUAACACAACUUGCGGCACGUCAUUUAACAGCUAUACAAAUGCAAGCUUAUCAUCCACAUCAUUCUCAUUCAACGAUGACGAUUAGACGAUCUGUUUGUCGUCCUCCACAAGUAAGAAGUGUUCGUCAGACUGUUACACGCGUUAGUUCUCAAUUUAACUUGGAUAAUGUAUGCAAAUCUGGAAAUACAUUAUUAUGGGAUCUUUUACAAGAUGACAAAAUUGGUCAACUAGGGGAAGGUUUAGCUUUAGAAGCUGAGAAGGCAUUAUGCAAUCUUCUUUGCUUUAACGUUGACCGACUUAUACCUAUGAAAUUCAUAGAAGGUUGUUUAGAAAAUCUAGCAACUAACCGUUCAGUAGUUGUGUCUCUAAGGUUAUUACCCAAAUUACUUGCAAGUUUCCAACAAUUUGGCGCAAUGGAUGCGCAUACAAUAACGACAUGGGCAGAUCGUGAACGUGGAAUGAUGAAACACUUUUUCAACAAUCUAAAAACGUACACCAGCACGGGGCCAAAAAACAGUCUGUAUUCUCAUCAAACAGAAAUACAAGUAAGAUUACAAUUUCUGUCUUCAAUCUUUUCGCCUUUGGGUUCACCUGACUGUUUUCGAUUAAGUCUUGAACAAGUUGACAUACUGUGGCAAUGUUUAUCCCAAGACCCAACAUGUGCCGAUGAACUCUUCAGUUGGUUACUCAGUCAAGCAAAGUCAACAGAACAACAUGCCCUUGGAAUGGAUACACUUAAACAUCUAUGUAUGCGUAAACUACCAAGUUUACCACCUGAAACUAUUAGCAUGAUGGGUCUUAGUCUUUUUCAGCAAUUAUGUAAUUUGGCUCGUUUGGCUGCUGCACACUUAGAUAGACCUCUAAGGGACGUAGAUUCGGUUGGCAUGGAUUUCUUGUGGAGAAUAGCAUUGAAAGCUAAAAGUACAGAUGUCAGUAUGGCGGCUAUACAAUAUUUAAAUGGUUACUAUAUGUCCAGGCAAUUAACGCAAGAAGCAGAGUUUGUUUCACAGUGUAUGACUCAUCUUGCGGCAGCUAGUGCUGACUUAGAUACAAAUGAAGAAGCUAGUUUACGUUGCAUACAACGAGCUUUGUUGUUGUUGAGGACACACUUAGAAGCUUUUCGGAAACGGUACGCCUAUCAUUUACGUCGUUGGGUAUUAGAAGGUAGAGGAGCUGGUAGUCAUGUAGCCAUGAACACUUCCGAGAAGGGCCAGCAGCUGAGGAUAUUCGUACAACCAGCUGGAAUUCCGGAAAAAACAAGCUUUACACUUUUCAGUACUGAUUAUGUUGCUGAUCUAAGAGCAGAAGUUGCUAAGUGGUGGGAUGAUACGCAAAACACUCAAGAAAAGUCAUCAUCUUCUACAAACACAAAUCAAAGUAAUGGAUCAGUGUUAGGAUCUUUACUUACUGAUGGGCCAAUUAGAAUGAUCACACAGGGUCAGGAAUUAACAAUUGAUUUUGACGAGAAAACAUUACAGGAAAUGGGUUUUAAAGAUGGUCAAUUAGUGUUCAUUUCUCCUGGUGCUGGUCGAAGUAACGGUACAGGUAGAUGCAAUAAACGAGACAUGGAUUCACCGUCUCUUUUACCACCUCCUCCUCGAGAGUCUUUACCAACAUUAUUACUCCUACGACCACAAUAUUUUGAACAAUUAUUCACACUGAUGAGAACUUUGAGUGCUAUGAAAACUGUAGUUAAAGGUGGACAGGAAAUUCCUCAUACAAAAGCUCAAGUACUUUCAAGAAGAGUUUGGGAUACAUUGACUUUAUUACCAACCAGUCCUACUUUAUUGAGAGGUUUUCAGAAGUUAGGAGAAACUACUCUACCGGAAUUGCUUGAUCCUGCUAGUCCCCAGAAGUUGAUGUACUCUUUAUAUAUAGUAGAGUCUUUAAGUAGACGCAGUACAACAAGUCAGCCUUCUGUCGUGAAUUCCUCAUCUUCUGCAGCUACCCAUGAGGGAGGUGGUGAUGCAGAUGAUAAUCAGGAAGACAAAGAAAAAGAUGUUGUUUGGUCUACUUUGUUUGUUCAACAUGGUGGUUUGCGACAUUUGUUCGAUAUUUUCAUGUCAGGGUGUUUGGAACAGGGAGAUGGUAGCGAGUGGCAACAGGAUUGUCUCGCUAGUUUACUAAAACAAUUAUGUCAUUUGGGCGUUGUUAAGGAAGAAAAGAAAAGAAGUAAAGCUGAUAAAUUACUCGUACCUAAAUUAAGUGAAGCAAUGCUUUCUAUGAUGAAUGUGGAUGCUGUUAUGGCUCGAAUAACGAGUAUAUUAAAUGAAGCAUCUUUGCCUAGAGAUCCAAAUCACUAUAAAACAGGUCUCUUCGGUAGAUCCCAAGUUAUACAUUAUACAAUGGCUUUAUUAGUUUGUUGGGUACACAGUGAUGAUACAGUUAGACAAUAUCUUUUUUCAUCAGGCGAACCUUUCGGAAAAACGUGGUUACGAAGAUUAGUUUUGGAAGAUCCUGAACCAGCCGUCAGAAGAGAAGUUUGUACAGCAUUAUAUAGAUUAUGCUUAGGUAAUACAGGUUCUGAGGAUGACAAUUCAGAUAUUGCAAGCUUGAUUGUACCAAUGUUGAAUACAUUAUUAGAACAUCUUGUGAUAGCAGAAGCAAUGCAACCUUCCCACAGGAAACCAGACUUACCGUUACACUUGCAUCCAGUAUUGGAUGAUGGAAAAGAACCAUAUGGCCCUGCUUGCAGGGACUAUUUUUGGCUAGUUUGUCGAUUAGUCGAUUCUUUACCAGAAGAAGCAAUCAAAGAAGGAACAGACGAUUCUAAUUCAACAAUAGAUCUGGAAGCACUAGCAAUAAGAGUGAUCGACUCUGUCUUAAAUAGAGAACAUCUUGAAACUCGUCAUAAUACUAUAGAAGAUGAUGGUUUAGUAGGGUUAUUAAAUCUUACUUGUAACAUAAUGACGCAUAAUCCAUCCUGUAAACAAGGAAAAAUUGGACAAAACUUAUUGCAUGAAGUGUUCGAUUUUCUGUUCGCAUUGCCAAAUCCGCGAUCAAAACAUGUUCCCAAGUGUAAAAGUCAAGUUUCCAGGUCAGCAGCAUUUGACCUACUAGUUGAACUUGUAAAAUCGGCACCCGAUAAUUAUAGAAUCCUUCAUGAAAAACUAUUAGCUCAGCAUAAACCUGGUCCUCAUUCUCCAUACCCAUGGGACUAUUGGCCACACGAAGACGGGCGUUCUGAUUGUGGAUACGUAGGUUUAACCAACUUAGGUGCAACUUGCUACAUGGCUAGCUGCAUGCAACAUCUGUAUAUGAUGCCGCAAGCACGUGUCUCCAUAUUGGGCGCCGAUUGUAAUAGAGCAAAUAAGCAUCAACUCACAUUAAGGGAACUACAGAGAAUGUUUGCUUAUCUUUUAGAAUCUGAGAGAAAAGCAUACAAUCCUCGAAGUUUCUGUAGAGUGUAUACAAUGAAUCAUGAGCCACUUAAUACUGGUGAACAAAAGGAUAUGGCUGAAUUCUUUAUAGACCUUGUGUCUAAAUUGGAAGAGAUGACAGCAGAUCUAAAAAACUUGGUGAAAACAUUAUUUUGUGGUGUAAUAUCUAAUAAUGUUGUAUCAUUAGACUGUGAACAUGUAAGUAGAACGUUGGAAGAAUUUUACACUGUUCGUUGCCAAGUAGCUGACAUGAGAAAUCUCUAUGAAAGUUUAGAUGAAGUGACGGUUAAAGACACUCUAGAAGGAGAUAAUAUGUAUACAUGCUCUCAAUGUGGUAAAAAAGCUAGAGCAGAAAAAAGAGCAUGUUUUAAAAAAUUACCACACAUAUUAUGCUUUAAUACUAUGCGAUAUACUUUUAAUAUGGGCACUAUGUUGAAGGAGAAAGUAAAUACGCAUUUCAGUUUUCCAUUGAGGUUAGACAUGUCCGGAUAUGUUGAAAAGAAACUAAUGCCCCAACAUUAUCAAGAAGAAAAGAAAGCUUCAGAAAAAAAGAAAUCUGAAAGUGAUCAAACAAAGCUGGAUAAUAACGAUGACGAAGAUGAAAAAGAAUACUAUCAGUAUGACUUAAUAGGCGUAACUGUUCACACGGGUACUGCUGAUGGUGGACAUUAUUAUAGUUUCAUUAGAGAUCGCACAUGUCCUAACAAAGAUAAGUGGUUCUUAUUCAACGAUGCUGAAGUUAAACCAUUUGAUCCCAAUCAAAUAGCAGCAGAAUGUUUUGGGGGUGAAAUGACAAGUAAAACAUAUGACUCAGUUACAGAUAAAUUUAUGGAUUUCAGUUUUGAGAAAACAAACUCUGCUUAUAUGCUUUUCUACGAAUGGUGUGCUGAUCCUGGUGAUCAAGUAAAAGAAGAAGAAGCUACUGUUUCUAGUCCAAACGGACGACAAACUUCUACAUUGAUUCAAAAGACUACUAAAAAAUUACCACCGUUAGAGUUGAAUAAAGAACUUGAAGAUUGGAUAUGGCAAGAUAAUAUGCACUUUCUCCAAGAUAAAAAUAUAUUUGAACAUACUUACUUCACAUUCAUGUGGCAAAUAUGCGGAUACAUACCGCAAACGUUACUCUCUGUUCAGCCUGACAUAACAGAAAUGUCAGCUGAUUUGUCAACAUCAUUCUUUAUGGAAACUUUUAUUCACGCUAAAGAAAAACCGACUAUGGUGCAAUGGGUAGAACUGUUAACUAAACAGUUUAACAGUUCUGCUGGUGCAUGUGCUAGAUUUCUCGAAAGAAUGGCUAGUGACUCAUGGUGGCCAAUUCAAAUUCUAGUCAAAUGCCCGAAUCAAAUGGUAAGGCAAAUGUUCCAAAGGCUAUGCAUUCAUGUGAUACAACGAUUGCGCGCUACUCAAGCACCUUUGUAUCUUCUUUGUGAUGAGGAAAAUGACGUGAACACUGUUGGUACCCGUUCAUGUGUAACUAGAUUUGUGAGAAUGCUUUUAUCACUCAUGGAACAUGCAAAACAACAUUUGAAACAUCUUACAGAAUAUUUUAGUUUUUUAUAUGAAUUCAGCAAAAUGGGCGAGGAAGAAACGCUUUUCCUAAUCAGAGUGCAAGCCAUUUCAACUAUGGUAAAUUUUUAUCUUGGUCACAAGACACAUGAAUUUGUAGAUGCAGUUAGUGAAGAAGAAGAAGAGGAAGAAAUCGUUGCCAUGCCAACAGAAAAAUUAAGACCUGCUUCUUUAGACAAGAUGAUCACUUUGAUAGCAACAUUGGUCGAACGUAGUAGAGGACCCGAUCACAGACUAGCUUUGUCUCCAGCAGACCUCAGUGCUGUUGCUGGAGGUAAAGGAUUUCCAUUUCUUUAUCAACAAACGCGAGAUGUCAUUAACCUUAACCAAACAAGAAACUUAAUUCAAUCUUUGUGUCGUUGGAAUGACAGAUUAGCUAUACAUAUUGUAACAAUGAUAUUCCAAGCUAUAACGAAACAUACAGAUGUGUGCCAACCGUUCUUUAAGCUUCUAACACUAUUGACAGAAAGUUCAGGACCUAGUGGUUUACCUUGUAUGACUCAACUGAUUUUGGGCAGAGUAUGGGAAGCAGCCAGAGUUGCACCUCAUGGUGCAUUGGAGUGGUUAGCUUUGGCUGUGACAAGAAGCAAACUUGCACAUGCCUGGGUGCUGCAAGGGCUAGAUACAUGGUUACAACAUUUCUUAUUGGAACACUCAAAUCAAAGAGUUCGUUCAGCAGCUGCUUUUCUCCUUGUGUCUCUAGUUCCCUCGACUCACUUUAGGCAAGGCUAUCGCAGCGCUCACCGAUUAGGUUUAGGUUGCAAUACAUCUAGAGAAUUGCAACUAUCACCGGAAGCUACUUUAAUAUUGCAUCAAAUAUAUACAGCACUUUUAAGAUUACUACAACCGGCAAGACUCUAUAUCGAUAUACAGACCCAUGGUACAAUGAAACUCACUGCCUAUUUUGCAUUGCUCACCUAUUGUGUUGUUUCAAAGACAGAAAAAUUAAUGUUUGGACAAUAUCUAAAUGAUUUAUGGACACUGUUUCAUCCGAAACUUUCUGAGCCUAGCAUUCCAGUGCAUCACAAUAAACAAGCUGUAUUAUUAUUUUGGUACCACGUCUGUUCAGACUGUCCAGAAAAUGUUGCUCAUAUACUUCAUAAUCCACAUAUAACUAAAAAUAUUGCAUUUAAUUAUAUAUUGGCCGAUCAUGAGGAUCAGGAUGUAGUAUUAUUUAACAGAGUAAUGCUGCCUGCUUAUUAUGGUUUGUUACGACUUUGCUGUCAACAAUCGCGCACCUUUACAAGACAAUUAGCUGCACAUCAAAACAUUCAAUGGGCGUUCAAGAAUAUUACACCACAUCCUACUCAAUACUCAACCGCUGUAGAUGAACUGUUCAAAUUGAUGCAAUUAUUAGUAGCUAGGCAUCCGGAUCAAACAGAGCAAGAAGAAUCUGAAAUUGCAUCAUUCAGGAGAGGAACACUAUCUUCGUACUUACAAGGACUAGAUGGGCGGUCAUGUUGGGCUACACUCAUCUCUGCAUUCCGUAUUUUAAUCGAAACAGAUGACGACCGCUUGUACGUUGUGUACAAUGGAGGAUUAAGUAUGGCUCUGGAAGCAUUUCACAUGUUGCAUAUAAUGUAUCAUGAAGCAACAGCGUGUCAUGUAGCUGGCGAUCUAGCUGAAUUAAUUGCAAUUAUCGUCGAACUGGUACGAUGCAUCAGAACUGCUAGAGAAGGACCUGACGCAAGAAAUAUAUUAGCUAAUUGUAAAGAAUGGCCAGACAUUCUUCGGAAAUUGGCGACAUUAUUGAAUACGUACAAUCCACCGGACAUGAGAAAUCUUGCUAUAGAUCUUUUGAAGGAACUUGUGAUGCUUGUACCUGCUGAGGCUAUAUUAAUUUUAGCGCCAUUGCUCUCACACUGCCACGCAGCUCUUCAAGAGUCCCAUGCUGCUGUUCCACCUGGUCCAUAUCUUCCAAGAAGAUCUACUCCUCCAGGAAAAAUGCCUACUCGACCCGCCAGACCAAUGGUUCAAAUGGCCGUGCCGCAUUCUCAAUUGGAAGCAUCAAAAGGAGUGGACCCGGAAUAUGACAGUGCUUUGCUCGAGUUUUAUUUACCGUAUCAUGAACUUAUUGAUGUGAUGUGUAGAUUGGCAAUCAAUAACGAUUGUAUGACAGACACGUUAGUUAACUUAAGUGCUAUGUUAGGAUUCGAAGGUGUCCCAUUGCACUUAGCAUUGUUUCCUCGAUUGUGGUUAGAUGUUCAUGCGGCUACACACAUAGACAGAAAGCAUAUUGCAUCUCUUCUCUGUUCUUCUUAUACAGUGGACUAUGUUGAUGCUGUACUAUUGGAUGAGAGAUCAUCGUUAGGUGUACCAGCAAUACAUGCUUUUCUGAAAACCUUCUUUCCUAAGCUUGCUAACCAUGUGUUAACUGAACAGACUUGUUUACUUAUUGACAACUUAGUUAGUUCUAUGAUGGCAAUGGUUGAGGCAGUAGAUAUUCAAGCAUCUGCACAUAGAUUAACUGGGGACUUAAGAGCACUAGCUUUAGUCUACAGUAGCAGUUCGAGAUUGAAACCACCAGCUACCUUGUUACCAGCCUUGGAGACUCUGUUGACUCGAACCAGAGCCAUUAAAGUAAAAGAGUCCAAUCAACAGGAAAUAGAAGCACCCUCAAAAAAACGGAAGUUCACUGUGAACGAAGAUAGUGAAACUUCUGAUAAGGAAUUGCAUCUACCGAUUAAAGAACUUAAUGAACAGAAAAAUGUUUCUGACAUAGACACUGAAGAAAAGGAUAAAACAGAAGGGAAUGAUGUGGCUUCAUCUGAAUCUGGAGAUGACAAGACUAUAUCAAAACAUAAGAGCAACAGUCAAGUAGAAAAUAUUCCAACAAGCGUUAGUACAACAUCUCCAAGUUUAUUUGAUACAGUGACAGCCAAUAACUGUGCAAGCCAAUUAAGAUGUUCGUUGACCAAUGUCUCUUGGCUUGAAAUGCUGGAGAAGACCAUUGUUGACCUACAAAUGAUUGUGCAAUUGCAAACAAAGAACAACUAAUUCUGUAAAUGUUUCUGAAUGGUGCUUUAACAUAGAAGCAUACAACACAGGACUAAGUUCACGUGUAACCAUUACCGUUCUUCAAAAAUUACAGAACGAAAAUUGAGUUAUACGUCUUCUGAAUUUAGAAGAACAAAUUUUUAGUGUGUUUGUGUUCUAUAAAAAUGAGAUAAAUAUGUUUCUACGUAUGGAUUGAAUGCAAUUUAUUUUCCAAAUGUAGGUGCAUAAGAUACUUUCAUUGACUUAAAUUAUAUCAACCACGAAAAAAUGAAGAUAAAAGCAAAUCAUAAAACAGAACUAAAAAGUUUUUCAUAUUAUCUAGUAAAUGUUCGUUAGUGCUGUGAGAUCACUUGUCUCUUGGCAAUAUUUGGCAUAUGCUAUUUGAGUGUACGGUAUUAUAAGCCACUCAGUAUUUGUUAACAGGAAUUGCAAUAGCUUCGAGAUAGUUUAGGAGAUGCAAUUAAGUUUGUUAAAACUGUAAUCGUUUUAUAUAUGCUUAUCUUGGUUAAUGAAAGUUAUCACAGGUUUCUUUAAAAUUGCCGCAGUAACUUUACUAGUAUAAGUCGUAAUAUUUUCUCUAUAUUAUUACAAGCUAAUUAAAAACACUACAUUGGCUUGUCAUUGUACUAUACUUUCGAUAAUACUUUUGAAAAUUUUCAAUCAUGUAGUUCAUAAACGAAUUCUUUUAUCACUUAAAUCAUAGCACACGUUUUUUCAACUAAUUUACGUGUUAUAGCAUUAUGUCUUUAUUUAUUUUUCUCUCUUCUAAAUAAAUCGCCCAAAGGAACCUAGUAAAUUUACUUUCGACACGUGUGUCUAUUUUGGAACAUAUUUGUCUAUGUUUUGUACAACAUAUCAUGGUCCUUUUAAUACAUGAAAUUAUAUCUCGCAUAUAAUAGCGUCAGUCAAAGAAUCUAAUUUGUAUCACUAAUCAUUUUCGUUCUUAUUAAAAUUAUUCGAACAUUUUUCGCAUCGUAGUUACCGAGCUGCAAUUUUUAAUUACAACGAUUACAAAAAUAAAUUUAACGUUCAUAGCAUUAGCAUACUACCUCCUCGCUCUCUUUUGUAUAACGAUUAACAAUAAAGACAUCUCACAUCACAAAUGAACAGUGCUGAAAUUUUUGAAGGAUUCGCCAAAAAAUCUGAGUAUUGUAUGAAAAAAAUGAAAAUAUGUUCACACAGCAAAAAAAAAUACGAAACUGAAAACAUAUCCGUUCAGAUCCAGACAGUUUGACUAGUAGAAAGAAAAUGUAUACUUAUUGUAUUUUCGUUCGUUUUUUUACUAACUCGUUCUAUAAAUAAAUAACUUUGCCACUCUUUUUGACACUACGUUCGAGGAGACGUCAGUAUAAUUAAGCUUUAAAUGCUGACCGGUUUAAUAACAUAAUACUUUAUUCAUAAUACAGAUGCGUGCUAGAAUCUGAGUCAGCCUAGCUGCUCGGUGAUACAGUGUUUCGGGAUAAAUUCAUAUUUCGAGGAAUUUAUUACCCUAAUUAACAACCUAAUCAAUUACAUGCAACUUUUAAUAAGUGCGCUAGUUCCAUACACCCCAGCAAUGAACUUACUCAAAAACAUUGUGACCUAAUUGAAUAAGUUUCUCGAAAUGUUUCAACUCUGUAAUGGUCGAAAUAUUGUUUCACCUAUUUUUACGACCUAGUACGUUGUUCAAGGAAAGAUAUAUAAUUUAUUGUAUACGCUUGUAUACGUGAAUGUAUGCACAUAACGCGAAUAAUAACCCAGACGCACGUUCUCGUCAGAGUUGAGCUUAUUGUCAGAUAAUGGCACUAAAGUAUGGUAUCUCGUCCACAUUGAGAUUCAUAAAUUACUAUGAGUGUUUGCAAUUUCUAUACAAUAGUGGAACGACGUAUGUUUGCAACGCGAGAUUAGCAAAUAUUGUGAACUGAGAUUGUGCGGUAUACCUGUGCGAGAUAUUUGUUUCUCCGACAUAUUAAUGUUACUUAAUUACCUGAGAAGGGGAGGACACAAACUGAACAGAGUACUUGAAAGUAUGAAAAAAUACAGAAUAUUGUCAAAACAUUUGAUUUGUUCGAGUUUAUUUAAAAUUUAGAAAGAUUACUUUCUAUCAAUUUGUUUUUCAAUGUCGCAAAUUUUCUUCGUGGUCUUUUUAUCUACUUUUUGUAGGGUAUAGUUGAAAACGUUGAGAAAACUUACAGUAGCCUCCCCUUAUAAGAGAAACGUAUCUCAAGCAGUAUUUUGAGUCAUUUAACAUUGAAAAUAUUACGUCAUGGGAUAUGAAUUGACGGAUUUUUCAUCAUUCAUAACUUCAUCGCACAAAUAAUUGAUACAGUAUUGAAAAAUUUAUAUUUUUUCGUAUUAUGUUAAAGUUUAUAUAACUUUUCAUCAAUUACCAUUAUUAUUUUUUUCGGCUUUUGAAUGUUUAUCAUUUUUGCAGAAAUUUUAUGUAAUGGUGUUUACUAAAAAAGUGAUAUUUUUAUGCAAGUUCGAACUCUAACAUAAUGUGACCUAUGCCAUCCUCGAUAUCAACAGUUGGGCUGCGCUAUAUCCUAGUUCGAACCUGCAUAGAAAAAUCAAUCUUAUCCUAUUAGUUGAAAUUUUAGAGAACAUUGUAAACAUUCAAAAGCAAGAAAGAAACAAUAAUGAUAAUUGGUGAUAAAUUAUAAUACACUUUCAGGUAGUACGAUAAAGCAUACAGCUUUUUAAUACCGAAUCAAUAAUUUGUACAAUUGAGUUGUGAAUUAUUAGAAAUUUAACGUUUCAUAUUGCACGGACUAAUAAUUACAGAUUUUGGGAACAGCUUCUAACGACUGUUGUUACGUUAGCUAUCAUAACGUAAAUACGGCAAGUAUGAAAUAAAAAGAAAAAUGUUGACAAGAAUAUUGGCUUUAAGUUUUCUCGCGUAGACAGUUUGUUCGAGUGCGUGGAAUAGUGUAUUCAUUAUGAAGCUCGUUCUCUUGGUGUCUUAACAUCAUUCGUUAAUAAAUAUUACGAAAGCGAAACGAAACAUGUUCCAUAAGAAUCUACAAUAAACAAAGUUAAAUAUUUCGUAAUAUGCUUGAUCGAUAUCGCGUCAUAUUUCAAAUUGUAUUUCUAACAUUCGACGUAAAUUAUAUAUAUAUAAUUGUGAUGGAAAUACUGUGAUUAGCAAUCUUAGGUCUAUUUCUGCUAAUUUUCAAACUAAAUAUACGGAUAUGAUGAACGUAUCCGUACACGCACAUACAAUUACAAUGAAUUUUUCACGGAUUCAAAUAUUUUUAACCGUUACGUGUCGAUGAUGAUCAUUAAGUUCCAUGAAAUCAGAAGUAUAUGUAAUAGUGAUUGAAACUUCGAAAAUAAGUUUUAAUAAAAGAGGGAAAAUGGGAGAAGAAUGUGCGGGGAGACAUAAUAUGAUCGUAAUAAAGAUACAUACAUGCGAGAUGAGCAUUUACAUUUUACUUUUAAUUAUUAAAAAUGACAAAAUGUUUCAUACAACACAUUUCGAUAAUCUCCAUAUUUAUAAAUAAAAAACGAAACAAUACACGUGAUAGAACGCUUGAGCUUUCGAAAUAAUUGCAUUCGGAGGUGGUUAAGACUGUAUAAAAACAUUUUGGGCGUACUAUAAUACUUUUGUCAUUUUAUCAGCCUUCCGAAAAUGUCGGAAUCUACUUCGCCAGAUUUGUAUCUCCAGUAUGUGUUUACAUUUAUGUAUUCAUUUAUAUACUUAAGGUGUAUAGUUUUUGAUCGACGAUAAAUAAAUAAACACUUUUCAUUUUAAAAUUCUA